UGGCGGCACCGGCGCCAUUUUGCCGGAGCCUGCGACCGAGUGGGAGUGGAGUGGAGCGGCUGUUGUUGCCGACUCUUUCCUCCUCCCCACGGUCCAGUCAGCUGGUUGAUUAGGCCAUCGGCCCUCAAGCCGAGACCUGUCUCUUAUUUAGUUCUGGGGAGUGCCUGGCCGACAUGAGUGAUGUAGAGGAGAACAACUUCGAGGGCAGAUCCUGAAUAUGCUGCUUUUACAGUUUCAGUGAAUGAAAAAGCCUAAGUUGCUGUGCCUGCUCCAGGCAUCUGUCCAGAAAUUUAGAAAGUGUCUGAGAUGUGGUGAAAGACUUAUUGUAGGUUAAUGUUCGUGAAGAAAUUGAAGAGUUUUUUCCAAGAAUGUGGAAGAUAAAUCAAGAUAAAAGAAGGCUAAUGAAAAGUAUUAAAGAUCAGAAAAUUAAAAUUGAAUGGGGGAAAAAAUUGAACAGAAGAUUGGUCAGAUAGAAGCACUUGAAUAUUUUUUUAAGGCUAUUUUGAAUUGUUUGAAUUGGGGAAGAAUACACGAAGUAUGAAAAAUGAAAAACUCAAUGAAGAAUGAAGAGAAGUAGAAAGCAAGAGUGAAGUAGAAUUAAAAGAAUCUGGAAGAAUGAAUGGGUCCUAGGUUAAGUAAAUGUAUGGUUUAUGUUCCAGUGUCUGUAUGAUCAAGUUGUAGAUGAAUUUGCAUGAUUACUUAGUUAAUAGAGAAUUGGUGAUCUGGUUCAAGUAGGGAAUUACUGAGGACAGUUAGCAGUAUUAACAAUGGGUUAUUAAUGAGCUGAAAUUUUUUCUGGAGGGUGUUGCCUAACCAUUUGUUUUUCAGGAGCAAUCAAUAUAAAUAAUUACGGUACUUUAAAUGUUAGGUGUUAGGCAUCUACGUGACCAGUGCCAUUUGUAAUACUGUCUUCUUUGUUAGGAGUCUCGCUCUCAGUCAAAAUCUCCAACGGGAACUCCUGCUCGUGUAAAAUCGGAGAGCAGGUCAGGAUCUCGUAGUCCAUCAAGAGUUUCCAAACACUCUGAAUCCCAUUCUCGAUCAAGAUCAAAAUCCAGGAGACGAUCUCGAAGUAGGUCCUAUACACCAGAAUACCGGCGUCGCAGGAGCCGAAGUCAUUCUCCAAUGUCUAACCGGAGAAGACAUACAGGCAGCAGGGCAAAUCCAGAUCCCAACACUUGUCUAGGAGUGUUUGGCCUCAGUUUGUACACAACAGAGAGAGAUCUUCGCGAAGUAUUUUCUCGAUACGGACCAUUGAGUGGUGUCAAUGUGGUUUAUGACCAGCGAACUGGACGAUCACGAGGAUUUGCUUUUGUUUAUUUCGAGAGAAUAGAUGACUCAAAGGAGGCUAUGGAAAGGGCAAAUGGAAUGGAGCUGGAUGGUAGAAGAAUUCGUGUAGAUUAUUCUAUCACCAAGAGAGCGCACACACCUACACCAGGCAUAUACAUGGGCAGACCAACUCACAGUGGUGGUGGAGGCGGUGGUGGUGGAGGUGGAGGUGGAGGAGGUGGCAGACGUCGAGAUUCUUACUAUGAUAGAGGAUAUGAUCGUGGGUACGACAGGUACGAAGACUAUGAUUACCGGUACAGAAGAAGAUCGCCUUCUCCUUACUAUAGUCGAUACAGAUCACGAUCAAGAUCUCGUUCCUAUAGCCCAAGACGCUAUUGAUAAACAGUGGUUGCAGUUGAGGACAUCUUUUUCUUUCUUUUUUUUCCCUUUCUCUUUUUUUGUUUAAUUCUGGAUUUCCCCAAGCUUCUAAUCCUUCCUACUCCUUAAAAAGAACCCUUAAAAACAUCUUUGGUUUAUUUAGCAUCUACACUUUGUCGAUUGUAUUGCUGUUUUCACCCCUUUUAUUAUAUUCUUAAAGAUGUAAUUGUUGUCAUUUUGAGUAGUUAAACAUCUUGAGUAAAAAAAGGAACCCCCAGUGUUAUGCUUCUGUAAAUGGUUUUUUGUUUGUUUGUUGCUUUUACAGAAAAUUAACUCCUGCCUAAUCGAAUGAGGAAAGAAAUGAUCAUUUUAAAGCUUCUUUUGUGUUAGAUAUUAUAUUAGACAUGGUAUUAGAGAGCUGCAUUUACUACAAACUCCUUUUUUAACUUUCUUUUGGGGAAGUUAGUAACAUAAAGUAGUUCAGUCAUGUCAGGUUUGUCUGGGGUGGCAUGGAGCAAUCAAAUAAUUGAGUGUAGAAAGUUUGAAGCUAUAGAAGAAAACACUUGGUCAUUUCUUUUGAAGAACGGAAUUUUUGAACCCUAAAAAUUAUGUCGUUUUCUUAGAGACGGAAAGCUUGUGGACUCUUACAAAACAUGUUGUAUUUAAAAUACAUUUGUUAAAACUUAAAAA
This is a messenger RNA of Physeter macrocephalus (sperm whale), 2334 nucleotides long. RefSeq names its product transformer 2 alpha homolog (gene TRA2A). The coding region runs from base 1123 to 1665 and encodes 180 amino acids. Gene Ontology annotation, molecular function: RNA binding. The record is from RefSeq and is a predicted model, not a curated record. The transcript has 9 exons. Gene Ontology annotation, cellular component: spliceosomal complex. Lineage: Eukaryota; Metazoa; Chordata; Mammalia; Artiodactyla; Physeteridae. Gene Ontology annotation, biological process: positive regulation of mRNA splicing, via spliceosome.